UAUGCAAUAUUGUGACUGUUCUCCCGGAGCAAAAUUUUGCUGGUUACUGUAGCUGAAGUAAAUUCCAAGAAAGUGAUGUUUUGUAAACAAUGAAAUGAUUCAGAUUUUCUUGAGAAAUUUUUCAAAUAAUUUUUAAUAUGGCAGAUGUUCUUUUUUGUCGUUUGUGUGCGUUAAAAAAGGAUAAACUUGUCGGUAUCUAUGAUGAAGAAGGUCAUAAGUUGUGCAUUAAAACCAAAAUAAUCAAAUGUUUACAUUUUGAGAUCUACCAGACAGACUCACUACCAAAAUAUGUGUGUCUCGACUGUUGUUUCAAACUGGAGCAAUUCUCCAUUUUUGUGGAUAGCAGUGCAGAUGCGCAGAACACUCUUUUGCGCAUAUUCCAGGAGGACGCUACCGCUCAUGCGCAUCAUAAAUCCUUGGAAGACGCGCAGACUACUAUCGAACUGGCUGCGUUGAAUUGCGACUCACAGUUUCAGGUCGUGAAAGAUUACGGCAACAGUCAAGAAAUGCAACAGGUGACCGAUGAUCACCAACAAGCCAUGUACCAAGACCAGAUGCAAGGAGGAGUAGUGUUGGGGGAGGAGGACGAUGAUUACGAAGAUGUGGAAGAAGAGGAGGAAGAAGACAUGUGCGAGGAGGAAGAGGAAGAUGAAGAGGGAAUCAGAUUUAACGAUGGAUUAGUGAAGGACGGUGUAAUGGAUAGUAACACUACAAUUGAUAAUACAACUGGAUAUGUUGAGUGUUUAGUACCACAAAAGGAUGGAGAUGGAAUGUCAAACAAACGAAAGAAACACACUCCGGUGAAGUGCUUCAACGGUAUGCAGACUAAAACCGAAAGCCUUGCAAAAGUCGAGGAAAAAGUACUGGAAGUCAUCACGGUGGAAUCUCAGCUGCACGACAAUCAACAACAACAACUCAUCCUGCAACAACACCUGCAACAUCAACAGCUGGAUGACCAGGCCAACAUCAACGAACAACAUUUCAUCAACGGCGAGAGCUACAUUGUCAAAGACAUUGAGAGUCAGCAGCAGCAGCAGGCUCUCGAGAAGCAACAACAGGAGAUCAACUGGGAAAUCAUGACGCUGAGGUGCACCGAAUGUCCUGACGAACUAGCAUCGUUGGAGGCAUUGAGGGAACACCACGCAGUUGUUCAUAAACAAGAGACGCGUUUUCUGUGCACGCAGUGCACCAAAGUGUUCACCAAUCAAGCAACCUUCUUUGCGCACAUCAAACGCCAUAGAAACCUUGAAAAAUACAAUUGCGCAGAAUGCGGCAAGUACUUUUCGACGAAGCGUGUGUUUGAGAUGCAUUCAUCGACGCACUCGAACACACGGCCGUAUGUGUGUCACACAUGUGGCAAGGCGUUUCGUCUGCACAGUGCACUCUUCAUGCAUAGUCGCUGUCACCUGCCCGAGGAGGUCAAGAACAAGUAUGCCUGUGAUCAGUGUGACAAGAGGUUCACGACGAAGCCGAACCUUGUGACGCACAAACGCAUCCAUACUGGAAUCAGGAACUUCACAUGUGACCAGUGUGGCAAGGGCUUCAUUCAGAAGGGAAAUCUGGACGCACAUCUGAUGACACAUUCCCAGGACAAGCCAUUCCACUGUGAUAUUUGUAAUAAAGGAUUCAAGACAACAUUGCACCUGCGCAAACACGCCUCAGUGCACACGGGGGCCAAGCCCUACCAGUGUCAGGAGUGCGGCCGCCAUUUUAGGGAGAGAGGCACCCUGAGGGAGCACCUCCGCAUCCACACCGGAGACAUGCCCUUCACAUGCGAGUACUGUGGCAAGGCGUUCCGCUUCAAGGGCAUUCUCACUACCCACAGACGACAGCACACCGGUGAAAGACCCUACAGUUGUUUUGAGUGUGAACAUCACUUCACCAACUGGCCCAAUUACAACAAGCACAUGAAACGCAGACAUGGCAUCAACCUGAGUCGUGCAACGCGUGUCAAAAUCGACGACACUGUAUCAAACGUGAUACAGAGUGCUCCUGCCCCCACAGCAUCCCCCACCGACUUGCUACGGAGCGCACAAAUCCAGCAGCUGCAACAACCUCUGGUAGCCGAAGAGCAGAAUACACUCUACAAGGAAACCAGUCUACAUCCUGCCGAAGAACAAACUACACUCUACAAGGAAACUAGUCUACAUCCUGCCGAAGAUCUGAGUGACCGUAGUAACCAUUUUUAUAGUCCUGUGAUUGUACCUUCAUCUGUGGUUCCUAUGGCAGCUACAUAUGUUACAACUUCUCAUCACAAUAUGUUAGGGUUUUACAAUUUGACACAAAUACAAACCCUGGACACUAGUGCACCAAUAGAUAUGAUGCAGACACAUCAUAGGUAGAGUAGGUCUCAAAAGAUGAAAGCUAUUUAGACCAUCACUCACUAAGCAUAGUGUAUUUAGUAUCAUUUUCAUACCGGUUUUUGCCAACGUCGCCUGCUUCUUCAUUCUGCCACGCAGGUCCUGUGUCUGGAGAGUUGAGACGGUGAGUGAAAUUUUAGAAAUAUUUCUAGUGCGCGGACCCACAGGCCUGACGCCCACCACGUGACGUGUCGGCUUGUAGUCGCGACUCGGCGUCCAUUCGACCGUCAACACGGCGUUGCUGUUGCCCGCAAUUCUCAUUUCAGUUUCACUCCACUUGAAGCCGUCCGAUUCCGGCGGCAAGUUCAGAAAUUCAAUAUGCAUUUCCUUUCCAUUUGGGUUGACGACGGAAAGUUGUAAUCGUCGGGUAGUGCCAAUAGCAACAUUUUCAAUAGUAAGUAUCGGAUGCGGCUGAAAGGGUGCCAGCACAAGCACUGACUCUGCCACUUCAUCUGGCCGUGCCAACUUCUUUGGGGUUACAUUCACCUCGAAAGCCGCCGAGGCUUUUCGCUUUGCAGCGCUCGCCAUAUUAUUUAUCUUAAAAACCAGUAAGAUAAAUGGUAAAUUAUUGAUUCAAAAAUUGCGCUUUUAGCCUCAGUGAUUCAGUAAUUCAGUAUAAUCAGUCUAUGACCGGCAGUCGCCAGACAGACCUCGUCAAAAUAUAAAACAAUCAACACAAAUAACGAGAGAUGGCCGCAGAUAGGUUGUUUCGUGUGGCUCUGUAGAUGGACUGCCAUAGUAACACAUUAAACAAUCUCAAACUGGUCUACAAGUCCACUGGUCUCAUCAUCUCUCAAUGAGUA
Messenger RNA from Nilaparvata lugens (brown planthopper), 3163 nucleotides. RefSeq names its product zinc finger protein 665. The record is from RefSeq and is a predicted model, not a curated record. Gene Ontology annotation, cellular component: nucleus. NCBI's taxonomy places the organism in Eukaryota, Metazoa, Arthropoda, Insecta, Hemiptera, Delphacidae. Gene Ontology annotation, molecular function: zinc ion binding. The transcript has 9 exons. The coding region runs from base 138 to 2342 and encodes 734 amino acids.